Molecule: messenger RNA, 3046 nt
Organism: Salvia miltiorrhiza (redroot sage)
Lineage: Eukaryota; Viridiplantae; Streptophyta; Magnoliopsida; Lamiales; Lamiaceae
Product: BOI-related E3 ubiquitin-protein ligase 1-like
Exons: 4
Coding region: 468-1148 (226 amino acids)
Molecular function (GO): ubiquitin-protein transferase activity
Source: RefSeq, a predicted model, not a curated record
AACUGACAAAACCUCUGACACACUCUCUCUCUCUCUCUCUCUCUAAAACUUACUAUUCUGAAAAGCACAAAGUGAAAGAAAAGAGUUAUUGACACACGCACACACAACACACACUUUUCAACCCCUCACGAUAUUCAUCAACCAAAUUCUUUAUUUAUUUAAUUUAUUUAUAAUCGAAACGCAUUUCUCUCUCAUAAAAAUCUGUGGCCCGAUAGUUUAGUCACAAAAUCUGCAUGUGUACGCCUUUUGCUCAACAUCCCUCUUUAAUGCAUCACAAGAAUUGAGAGAUAGAAAAAUUCAAGAAUCCUAGGCCACCCCACCCCUCACCACCCCCCUCAUUUCAAUUCGGAUUAUCUGAAUAAAUUUCCUAGCAAUUAAAUUAAAUUAACCGUUGCUUUAUAAAUUAUAAAUCCACCACUCGCCCCAUCUUCUCAUAUUUUUUUGCUCUGCAAGAGAAGAGAGAGAGAAUGGCGAUUCAAGCGCAGAUAAGUUCAGGCUUGGUGUUUGGCGGGUGUCAAGAUCUGCUCACAGAGAAUGCUUACGGAUUAAACAAUCUCUGCUUCAAUCAAUCGAUCACGAAUCCAAUUUCAAAGCCACAGCAUCACGAAUUGCUGCAGAUAAUCUCAGCUCAAUUCGAGAAUCAGAGAAUCGAGAUUGAUCACUACAUCAAUACUCAGAACGAGAGAUUGAGAAUGGCGGUGCAGGAGCAGCGGCGGCAGCAGACGGCGCUGCUGAUCAAGAGAUGCGAAUCAAGGAUUCAGUGUCUGCUGAAACAGAGAGACGAGGAAAUCUGGAGAGCGGCGAGGAGGAACGCGGAGCUGGAAGAGUGCGUGAGGAAGAUGGAGAUGGAGCGGCAGACGUGGCAGAGAUUCGCGCAGGAGAACGAGGCGCUGGCGGCGUCGCUGAGCGGUACGAUCCAGCGGGUGAGGGCGGCGGCGGCGGAGGAGGAGGACGCGGCGUCGUGGUGUGUGGAGAGGGAGGGGGGAGAAUCGAGGAAGAUGGUUUGCAGGUGCUGCAAUUCUAGGAAAUCGAGCGUCAUAAUGCUGCCGUGCAGACAUCUCUGCUCAUGCAGAGAUUGCGAUGCGUUUCUUGAUUGCUGCCCUCUCUGUAAUGUCGCCAAGAAGGCCAGUUUGGAAGCCUUGCUUUGACAGAUAAUCACAAUUUAAAAAAAAAAAUGGAAAAUGGGAAAUGAAAAAAUUAGUAUUUUUUUUUUUUAUACAUAUAUAAAGAGAAAAAUCUUGUUGAUAAUAUAUAGAACUUGGAAAGACGUUUUUUUUUUUUUUUUUUUUUAAUUGUAGAGAAUACUAACUUUUUUGGCGAUCGAUAGAAAAGUAUUGGAAGCACGAAAUAAACACACGAAUUGUUUAUCGAGUUAGAAUGUGACAAUGUGAUUAUAUUUAUAGUAGGGUUAAUUGAGUAUGCAUAUAUCUAAAGAAUAUAUAUAUAGGGGUGGGCGCGUUUGGUUUCUGUUAAGGAUUAAUCAACAUAGUAUUAAACUUGCUUAUUAAUAUUGAUUUCCGUGUAUUAGUAAUACUAAUUGGGUGUUUGGUUUUAUAGCUAAUUAAUACUGAUUUCUUUUUGAUAUUCCUUAAUAUAACUUGGAUUAACUUAAAAAUGGACAAGAUUGUCCCUUUCUAUUUUUUAAAAUUCCCAGCGUGUCCUUUCCAUAAUACACUAUGAUAUCCACGAAACCCUUUUCUCGGAACACAUUUCGCCAACCAAGAUUCUUUCGCAGAAGAGGAAACGACGCCCUCCAUUGAUUCAGCAGGAAGGUCGUCUCAAGAAGGGUGAAAAUGAGCCAAGCAACUCAAGGCAGCGCAGGAUCCGCACGCUGUGGCCGCGUUAACAAGACGGACCAAAAACGUCGCAGUUGAUCCGCUCGUGAAGAAAAGGUCCUACUCGCUUCAUUGAAAGAGCUCGUUGCACAAGGGUGGAAAUCCGAUAACGGAUUUCGAGCAGGGUACUUGACCAAGUUAGAGGAGGCAGUGAAGAAGGAAUUUCCGACCACUAAUUUGAAAGGAAUGCCUCACAUAAACUCGAAGGUGACAACGUGGAAAAAGACUUACUAUUCACUAUGUAAUAUCCUCAAAGUUAGUGGAGUUGGCUUCAAUGUCAACGGGAAGCACAUGAUUGACUGUGAUAACGAACAGUGGGAGAACUUUGUGGCGGCCGACAAAAAUGUCCACAAUUUCUGUUACAAGAGUUGGCCUUUACCUUGAGGAUUGGAAGGUAAUAUUUGGCAAAGAUAGAGCUACGGGCGAUGAGGCGGAGGAUCUCUUCGAAGCGGGACAUGAGAUGUACCGGAAAUUGGACAUCAGCCAAGCAAAUGACUAUGGUGACUACCACGUCUCACUUGAGGAUAUUCUCGAGAACGGCGAAACGGGUGACAAUGUGAGUCAAACCCAAGUUCGAGAUGAGAGUGUCACAGCUGAGAAGGAAGCUCCAACGUCCAGCAAGAAGCGGCGCCGUAGUGCAGCGUUUGAUGAUCGAUUCUUUGAGGCGCUACAUGAUAUUACUCAGGGCACGGAGACUAAGCUUGAUACGAUAUCAAGUAGGAUGGGGUACGACUUUGAUAUAUCAAAGGCAAGAAAAGAGGCAUUUGCGCAGCUGAGUGCUAUUCCGGGGCUGUCAAAGACGGAAACGUUUGAGAUCACGGAUUUGCUUGCGAAGGAAGUGGAUCAUCUGGACGUGUUUUCAAGCCUUCCGGAAGACGUGAAGGAAGACUACGUGCUCUACCUGCUUGCGUCGAAAAAUAAGUAAGUCGGCGGCGGUUUAUGAAUGGUUUAGCCGUCUUUUUUUGGUGCGUAUAAAUCGCAAUCUAAUUUUUUUAUCUAUUGCUCGAAAGGCAAUGACACUUGUUUUAACUUGGAUUUGGAUUUUGUUGGGUGUUUGUUGCCAUAACUAUUGCUGUGUAUGGUACUUUGUUUUAUGGAUGUUGGAUUUAUAUUUUGAUACUCUUCAUUAGGCGACUGCUUAUAUUGAUUGAUUGGUGCCUAUAUUUCACAUUAGGCGACUACUUUGUUUUAUGGAUGUUGGAUUUCUAUUU